UCCCUCUCUCGUCCUGUUGAUUAUCACCCGAUCUUAUGAGUGACCCUCUCGUCCCGCCCCUACUUGGUUCACUAUUCCCUGGGAUGACCAUAGUUGCCUUACUUAUUGAUCAGGCGAAAGCAUAUAAGCAACAUACGUCUGACGGUACGGGAAAUUGUGGAGAGGCCGUGCUCCCAAACGAUCAGGCGUGUCGAUUAAGUUGGUGGAAAUUAGAAGUGGUUAGUGGCCCGGUUCAACGCGCAAUUACCGACUAGUUGCUGGUGAUUAGUCGUUAGCAUGGUCUCUACGGUAUGGGACCUGGUGAGGUGCCCCUUCAGUCGAAGUUUGCUUGAUCAAGUGGGGAAAGUUGUCUGUCACUGUCAGCAACAUUAUGAACAAG
Messenger RNA from Aspergillus uvarum CBS 121591, 379 nucleotides. RefSeq lists its product as uncharacterized. The transcript has a single exon. Lineage: Eukaryota; Fungi; Ascomycota; Eurotiomycetes; Eurotiales; Aspergillaceae. Bases 36 to 254 code for a protein of 72 amino acids. The record is from RefSeq and is a predicted model, not a curated record.